Oncorhynchus tshawytscha (Chinook salmon) is the source of this 1161-nucleotide messenger RNA. Its product is annotated as type II inositol 3,4-bisphosphate 4-phosphatase-like. The record is from RefSeq and is a predicted model, not a curated record. Bases 52 to 1155 code for a protein of 367 amino acids. Gene Ontology annotation, cellular component: cytoplasm. Lineage: Eukaryota; Metazoa; Chordata; Actinopteri; Salmoniformes; Salmonidae. The transcript is spliced from 8 exons. Gene Ontology annotation, molecular function: phosphatidylinositol-3,4-bisphosphate 4-phosphatase activity.
GGGUGUGGACUAACGUUGUGUGUUUAGGACAGGGUGUGGGCUAACGUUGCUAUGAGUCUGAACUGCAUCAUCGCCAUGGUGGACCGGCUACAGGAGAGGGAGAACAGGAAACAGGAAGUUACCUCACAGACACAGAAUGAUGUCACCACCACCUCACACAACACUGACCCUUCCCGCGCUCCUUGGCAGGCCUCUCUCGCCCCUCUUCCAGACCUGUCCCCUUUGUGGCAAGAGCAACUCCUCCCUCUAGUUGUGACUCUGAAGGAGUGUGUGAGUGACGCGGUGGAGAGGGCCCGGUGUGCUAUGACCUUCGUCCUCCUACAGGGGGCAGCAGCAUCAGCCUGCCAUGGUCAGCCCCUGACACACAGACGAGAUGCUGUCUUCAGCCAGGCACUGUGUGCGGUGGUGUGUGGGUUUGUACUGAGGCUGUACUCGGGUCUGGAGGAUAAAGGCUUCCUGCUGCAGCUCUGUGAGGUUGGGCUCAUCACACAGUUUGAAGGACUGCUCAGCACCUACAGUGAUGAGGUGGGUAUGUUAGAGGAUAUGGAGAUGGGAGUAUCAGACCUGAAUAGAGUCUCCUUCAAAAUAACUGAAGCCAAAUCAGAACAACCCACAGAUCUACUGCCCUCUGUCACUGGACUACGGGGUUGUUUUUGUGUGGAAGUCCCCUUGCCAUCGGAGACGUACCUGUUGUUACCAGGGGAACUGAGAGAUGGACGGGACUUAAGAGUUCACCCGUUACUGUUUAACAUCGGCAUCAACCAGCAACAGAGUCUAGCCGAGAGGUUCGGAGACAGUUCUCUCCAAGAAAGGAUCAACCUCAGAAGCUGUGAGAUGUUGAAGUCCUACUACAAGACCCUGAGAGACAAACUACCCAACUUGACCCUGCCCUGUUCCCGGUCCCCGUUAGCUGUGGAGGACUUGUUGUGUUCUCUGGAGCAGUCUCUGGAGAUGAAGAAGAGGAAGAACGUUGAGGUCCUGUGGCUCGCUGCCUCCGUGUGUAGGAGGUUGAAUGGUGUCAGGUUAACCAGCUGUAAAAGUGCCAAAGACAGGACCUCCAUGUCUGUGACUUUAGAACAGUGUAUGUUGCUAAGAGACGAACACACACUCAGCAAGGAGCACUUUAACAGAGCACUGGACUGCAUGAGGAGGUAGGGGCAU